Paramecium sonneborni is the source of this 303-nucleotide messenger RNA. NCBI's taxonomy places the organism in Eukaryota, Ciliophora, Oligohymenophorea, Peniculida, Parameciidae. The record is from the annotation of a GenBank genome assembly.
AUGAUUGAUUUAGGAAAAUUCAAAGGAACUAAUUUAUCUUUUUAAGAAAUUUAUUUAGAUCACGUUGAUUGGCAUGGAUUGGCUGUUUCAUAUUUAUUAAGAGGUUGUCCAUCUCUAUUUGGAUCUCUUUGGCCUAUUACUGAUAAAGAUGCCGAUCAAUAUGCUUUAGAUUUCAUUAAUGAAUAUGGUAAAAAUUAGGAUCUUAAACCUGAAUUAAUUAUUAUGUAAACAAAACCUAAAUGUAAUUUGAAAGUUUUAAAUGGUGCUGCAUUUGUACUUUAUGGAAUCCAUGAGAUGAAAUGA